AUGGAAGAAUAUAUUCCAUUUGACGAAAUCGUGCUACAGUAUGAUCCAAAUAAUGCAGGAAAAGUUUCAAUUCGUAGUUUUUUAGAAAUCGUUGAUGAUAUCGAGGCUUUACGCCAGCCUUCCUCCUAUCCUUUGUUAGAUGCUGAGCAAAGGCAGUCUGCAGAAGAUUUUAUUAAAGACAAUGAAGGAAUCGUGGUUUCGACGAUCGAAAUAAAAAACUUGUUUUAUGAGUUAACAAGCCAAGAUCCAGAUCGAAUCCCUAUUAGCAAAACUAUUAUUAGAAACAGAGCAAGGAGUCGGUCCCAUACUAGCUCAAACCCGUACUCCAAAAUUUCAGAGAGGAGACGAUUCAAGGAUAAUGACUUGAGCUUUCAGACACCACAAAAGGCAGUGCCAAUGAGCCAAUCAACCCCUUUCGCAGAGAUUACAAACGCAAAGGAUAUUAAAAAUAAUAUCUAUGGGACAAGACGACGAAAUGGAAAUCAGGAUGAGACGCUAGCUCAACUAUACGAGCGUGUUCAGUCACAAUCUGAUCAAUUGCGGGCUAAGGAAAUUGAAAAGCAAGAUUUAAAAGAACAAAAUCAAAAGUUAUCUGAAGAGUUAACGGCAUCAGAGGAAGCAUGUAAAUCAUGCUACACGCAAGCGAAAACCUGGGAAAAAAAGUUUCGUGAAACCCUCAAAGAGUCUAAAGAAUUUUCGCAGCAGUUGGAGAGCAUACAUCAAGAAUAUGAAGUACAAACAGCCCACAUCACUAGACUCGAACAAAUCAUUGAGGCAGUUGAGAAUGAACGAAUGACAGAAUCUGACCAUUUGCAAAAGACCUUGGACUCCAAAGCGAAUAUCGCUUUAUUAGAAAGGAACCAACAGCUUGAAUAUCAACUGAAGAUACUAAGAGAAGAAUAUAGUCAACUAAAAUCUCGAAAAACUUCCUCUAAUUUUUCUUUGUCGUCCCCACUUACGGUGAGUCCUAUCUGUUAUCCAUUCCAUUUACCCUCUUUACCUGUGUCUCAAAAAAUGCAGGCCGAUCCACAGCUCACAGCGAGCCUUUCCCUCUUGGCUUCUGAACUGGAGAGUCAAAAACAGUUACUACAAAGGUUCAAUAGAAUUAAGGAAACCCCUUAUCAGGUUUCUGAAGUAUGGAGUAAUAUGCGACAGCGGUUAACGAAAAAUGUUAUUAAUUAUCGGUUUCUACGACUCGCACUUGGAUCUUUAUUUAUGUUUUUGUUUUUUCAUCUUGUAUAUUUUUUCUUCUUUCGAGUCGGUACCAUUCAGCAAUGGCCUUUUGUGUAUUGGCUUCCUUCGUUCGCUCCUGAAACUCAAUGGUCUCCCACCUAA
Schizosaccharomyces osmophilus is the source of this 1335-nucleotide messenger RNA. RefSeq names its product mitotic and meiotic spindle pole body KASH domain protein Kms2 (gene kms2). The record is from RefSeq and is a predicted model, not a curated record. Bases 1 to 1335 code for a protein of 444 amino acids. The transcript has 3 exons. NCBI's taxonomy places the organism in Eukaryota, Fungi, Ascomycota, Schizosaccharomycetes, Schizosaccharomycetales, Schizosaccharomycetaceae.